This is a messenger RNA of Tribolium madens (black flour beetle), 2722 nucleotides long. RefSeq names its product zinc finger MYND domain-containing protein 11. The record is from RefSeq and is a predicted model, not a curated record. Lineage: Eukaryota; Metazoa; Arthropoda; Insecta; Coleoptera; Tenebrionidae. The coding region runs from base 288 to 2294 and encodes 668 amino acids. Gene Ontology annotation, biological process: regulation of transcription elongation by RNA polymerase II. The transcript is spliced from 11 exons. Gene Ontology annotation, molecular function: transcription corepressor activity; protein binding.
AUCAUAUUUUGAAGUGAAGCACAAUUUUUGUGUUAGGUGCUAAAUAAGAACGCCUCAUUUUGAGAAAACCGUUUAUUGGCGAAAUGUUACACAAUAGGAAAAAAACAAAAACCCUAUAACUAGUUUUUGACGGUGUUCAUUUUGUUGGUAUUACAAUUAUUAAAAUCCAUACAAGCCCUUGGUCUUGUCAAAAAAUCGUAAACUAAAAAUUGUUGUAAUUAGUUUGUGGAUAGAUAGAUGCGUCGUUUUGCCGAAUCCGCACGUCCAGGAAGUCUCAAAAUAAAGGGAUGCCUAUCAGGAGAGCAGCCGACCCGAUCAGUGUCCAACAUGUGUGGGACGCAAUCCGAUCGGCGGUUCUGCAACGCCAAAUGGCCGAUUCGAAGCGAAUUAUAAAAUAUUUGCAACGUGUGGAGACUUGCACCUACCCCCAAGCCGAAUUACACAUCCAACAGACGCUCCAAGACGGACUGAUUGUGGCCUUACAAAAAGUAACCAAAACAUCAAAAGGGGACUUGGUGGACAGCUUUCGCAUCCCUACACACGAAGUGCCCCCCCUGGACGGGAAAGAUUGGUACUGCUUCGAGUGCCACCUCGCCGGCGAUGUCACCCCCUGCCAGAGGUGUUUCCGCGUUUUCCACACGGAUUGCAUAACAAACGGACGCCUCAAAUUCCAGGAAUACAGGAAAACUAACAUUCUUUACGACCAACAGCCGAAUAAAUCCGUAAACUCGAUUUCGUCAGAUUCCGACGAGUUGAGUGAGUUGAGUACUUACAACAACAAUGAUCCGAAUGAUGCGCUCGAGUAUGACGAAACGUUGUGCAGUAUGUGCAACGUCUCUAGACUGGCUGAUGGUUGCAAUUUGGAAAAGUCUGAAUUGAAUUAUCUUCUCAAGUUUGUAAUACACCGGAUUCAGUCUUGGUUACCCCACACUAUAACCCACACAAUGGGCGAGCAAGAGCGCCCCGAGUGGCUCACCGACAAGGAAUUGAGUUGGCGAGCAAACCAAUUGUUUUUCGAACACAGAGACAUGUCCGUGAUUGAAGUUAAUCUAAAUAACGAGUCGUACACAAAACUGUACGAAUUUCUCGCCGAUGUUCUGACAAUUCAGCACAAUGUUGCGAUUUUUCACGGAAUCGAGUCGCAGGAAUACGGAGCUGCCGAACUCAUGGUUCGCGACUGUAUGCACGACUUGACCGAGUUGAAACUUUGCGUGGAUUGCUAUCGCCAUAGUAAUGAGAAAAUCAACGCAAAGUGGUUCUGUUUGCCGUGCAGAGUGCCCCACAAGUUGGUGUGGGCGAAGCAGAAGGGCUACCCGUAUUGGCCGGCAAAGGUGAUCCAGGAGACUGGCACUCAUUUCGAUGUCAGGUUUUUCGGGGGGAAGUACGAAAGGUCGUUGCUGAUAAAAUCAUUGAUUAAACCAAUAGAAACACCGCAAUCGAAACUGCAAAUAAAGCCAUCGUCGGCUUUUAAUAAGGCGGUGGAGGAGUUAAAGUUCCAUCAAAGAUUGAUGCAGAAUCCUGAUGAACUCGAAAAAUUGAUCAAUUCGUCCAAGAACAAGAUUAGGAAUUUGAAACAGCGAAAUUCAACAUUAAAAAAGACACUCAAUAGUUCGACAGAGAUUAAAAAGAGGAAUAGUUCGUUUGAAAUCAAUGAUGUUUACAAGUUUGAGGACAAUCCAUUUGGGCAGCAAAAUUUAAGUUUAACACAUAAACGCAAAAGUAGCAUUUCUGCAGGAAGUCCCGCGUCGAAAAAAAAUUCAACUAGUACUCCCGAAAAAGAGGAAGAAGUUCACAACACUUCCGAUAGCGUAAUACACAUAUCAGAUGGUGAAGACGAUGAGUUUCCCUACUACAGAGAUAAUUAUUCAUCCAAUUUUAAUGGUUCAUACGAGCAAGUUUCAAGUUCCACUGAAAACUACCGAUUUCAGGAGACUUCAACUUUGAGAAGCCAGGAAAAUGGGAUGCAGCAACUUGAUCACCCUUAUAGUGAUUCAGUUGAAAAGAUGAGGCGAAGACUUGAAUGUUUGAGUGAUAAAAAAGAGCUUAUCAAGUGUGCAAUGGACUGUAUGCAAACUGAGACUGAUCGGAUCACAAAUGAUCACAAUGAUCAUUUGAAACGACUGUUUGAGUCCCACAAUGCGCAAAUAUCAGAGAUUAAGAAAAAACAAUGGUGUUAUAAUUGCGAACAAGAGGCGAUUUAUCACUGUUGUUGGAACACAGCGUAUUGUUCCCAAAGUUGCCAACAACAACACUGGCAAGCAGAACAUAAAAAAGUUUGUAGGCGUAAGCGCUAGAUAUAAGAGAUUGAAGUACACAAAAUGUUGUCUUAUUUUGUGUAUUGUCUAUUUUUAUAGUUUGUUAAUUAUUACCCGACAUUUAUCUAGAGGAUUAAUUUUUACAUAAUGGGACUAUGGCGUAAUUUUCGUUCUGGUACUUUUUAGGACCAAGUUAAAGUACAAUUCUAGUUCACUUUUUAAUUGUAGGCAAUAACUUUAAUUAAAUUUUAUUCAUAGUGUUAUUAGAGAAAAUUAAGUUGUUGGCUGUAUCACAAUUGAAAGUUAUGCCACUAUUUCAUUGUUUUCUCCUUUUACUUUAUUUAAAGUUAGUAUUGCUUCUAAAUGUAUUUUUCCAUUAUGUACUUGCAAGAGGAUUUUUAUUGUCAGGAACCAGUCUACUGCAGCUUUGUUAAAUUAUGGAUGUACAAAUAAAUCCUUUAUUUCUU